Messenger RNA from Apis florea (little honeybee), 2019 nucleotides. RefSeq names its product Sine oculis-binding protein (gene Sobp). NCBI's taxonomy places the organism in Eukaryota, Metazoa, Arthropoda, Insecta, Hymenoptera, Apidae. Gene Ontology annotation, biological process: animal organ development. The record is from RefSeq and is a predicted model, not a curated record. Gene Ontology annotation, cellular component: nucleus.
UGUUCAUACUAUAUAUCAUGUUCGUAUUUCAUAAUGGACAAUAAAUCAGUUAAUUUAUUUUUAAAAAACAUCGAAGAAAACACAAGGAAAGUAUUUUCCUCAUCAUCUUAUAAUGAAUCUUAUUAUUCAUCUCAAAAAAAUUGUAUGCCAGUUACAUUUAAAUAAAGAGAAACUAGUGAUGAAAUUCAGGAAUAUGCAACAAAUGCAAUAAAUGAAUUAUUGGGAUGGUAUGGCUAUGAUAAAAUGGAUAGUGAUUGUACAAAAAGUUUAAGUCUGGGUCAUUUUACAUCUAUACCUAUUACAAAAAAUAGUGAAAUGCUUCAAAUUAAUCAAGAUAUUGUUUCAAACAAACUAACAUUAAAAUCUUCAUCACUAAAUAUAUCUAAUUCAGUUUUUGAAAUGUCCAAUAUGUCUUAUUCUAAUAAUUACUUAUUAUCUCUGAAUAAACAAUUAAUGACUCCCUUAUCAAUGAAAACAGCAUCUUUUGGCUGUACAUCUAAAUUUCCAUAUGAAAGUUAUUCAAAUUCUACCUAUUCAGAUAACAUAUCUUGUUCUUGGUGUAGUAGAACAUAUACUCCAACAUAUGAAUCAGAAAAAAUUCAUUCUUAUAACAUGAUGAAUUCUAUGGAAUACUUUUGUAGUGAAACUUGUUUUGUAUCUAGUAGAAGAACAGUUUUUAAACAAACAAAAAUAUGCGAUUGGUGUAGACAUAUAAAAAAUCCCACUAGUUAUAUUGAUCUUCAGGAUGGUGAAAAUCAACUUCAAUUUUGUAGCAAUAGAUGUUUAAAUCAAUAUAAAAUCAAUAUUUUCUGUCAUGAGACACAAACUCAUUUAAUGCUUCAAGAUUUAAACAAUGUUUCUUUCCAUGACACAGAAAAAGAUAGUUUAAUAACACCAGAAUUAUGGUUUCGAAGUUGUCAAUCACCAUUAAAUAAUUCCACAGAAAAUAUAUGUUCAGCUGAUACACAUUUUACAUCAUCUUUUUGUAAUAAUAGAAUAAUAAAAACAGAACAAAAUAAUACUGAAAAGUUAAUAGUAUCUAAUCAAAAAAGUAUCAAAAAAAAAAAAAUAUCAUGUAUAAAAAAAUAUACAAAAGCCACUAAUUAUAAUGAACAAAAAAAAAAAUUUUGUAUAGAAAUGAAUGAAAAUAUCAAUGAACAUAAUAAAGAAACUAUAAAUGAAAAAAAUAAAUAUUGGCAUUAUAUGGCUAAUAAAACUCAUUAUAGACUAAAUUAUUCAAAAAAAAAUGAUUUGAAUUAUAAGGAUUCUAAAAAAGAACACAUGAUGAAUAUCAUAAAUCACAAUUCACAUAAUCAUCAAAAUAAUAAAACAUUUUUAAAAAAGAAUAUAUAUGUAAAAGAUAUAAAAAAUUUACCAGAAAAAGAAUAUGUUAAUUCAUGGAAUAUGUUAAAAUCAUCAUAUUUUUUAAAUUCAACUUCACAUAUAAUAAAUCAAGAAAUUCCAUUUUUAUCUAAAUCAUGUUCAAAUGAAAUGAAAUUUAGCCAAACAAAGGAUCAAAAACAAAUUAAUAUUUCUUCAGAAACUUCACCAUUUAAACAAUCGAAUCAAACUGAAUUGUUUCAUUCAUUAUCUUCAAAAUUAUUAUCUCCUGUUACAAUAUUUGUACCUUAUUCUUUACCUAUUCCUAUACCAAUUCCUAUUCCUAUUCCAGUCCCUAUAUCAACAGCAAUUUUUAAUAAAAUUAUUGACAAAGAAGAUAGGAAAAAAUCAAAUUAUGAAAAUAUAGAAUGUAAAGAUUCAAUACAAAAUAAACAUUCUGUACUUAAUAAGUCACAGAUUACGACAAAUAUAUCAACAGAAGAUUUACAACAAGUAACAUCAGAUAAAUUCUGUUUUUUAUCAUCAUUUUCUCAAAUGAAAUCUAAUAAUGAAAUCAAUAACAACUUGCAUCAACACAAUUUAAAAUUUUUAAAAAAGAAAAAAUAUUCAAAUGAAACUAUUAAUCAUAAAAAUAAAAAAAUUCAAUUAAAAAAGAGGAAUAAAUUCAUAACAACUUAA